GUCACGGACGGCAAACUAGUUUAAGCUGGUCGCGGUUGUUUUAUUGAGUAAAAUAAUAUAAAACGUUUAAUUUAACCAGUUUAUUGCAUGAACAGUUCUCCACAGUAUUAUUCGCAUCAUAUAAUGUUAUCUGAAGUUUUAGUGCAGUGACUAAGGUUUAAUCUGGAAUUUUAUUUUAAAACUAUCACAGUGAACCUAAAUCUACCCGAAUCGGCAGGAAAAAACAAAAAAAUACGUAAAUAAAUAACUAUAAAUACUUGGAGUGAGUGAUUCGUGAGCGCGCGCCCUAAGUUUCGAUCGCUGUGCGCAUCUUAUGGUGUUUACAAUCACACUAACACCAUAUUAUUAUAUAAUAGUACACUUUUGCAAGACUAUAAGCACAGCGCCAUCUAGUGAUACUCCUUAAUACGUCUUAGUGCAAUCGAUAACCAUGCCGUCAAUUAGAUGUGGCGGCUGCGCUAAGUUCUUGUCACCGGCAGAGGGCGUUAAAUGCAGUAUAUGCAAUGCUGCGUACCAUCGGUCGUGUGUAGGUUUGCCGAGAGGUACGUCAAUCACGUCGUGGCGCUGCCCUGAAUGCACCAAAAAUGACCGGCGGGAUAACAAAGCGGAAACACCGGUGCGUGGGAGGGCAGAUAUGGGACACAGCUCUGAUGACCUAAUGAGCCCGGGAACAGUAGGCCAUGCUGAGAAUGAUAUGGUGGCAUCACUCUCUCCUGCCGUGGCAACGGAGCUGCGACGAUUUAAGGAGGAACUGUGUGCUGAAUUUCGCUUAAUGCGGCAUGAAGUACUGCAAUUGCGUACAGAGAUGGCCGAGCUGAAGGAUUCUCUUAAAGGAUGUGCUGAGCAUAUGAACAGCCUAGAAGCAAGGGUGGAUGCUUUAGAGCACAAAUUAAGCGAAAAGGCAUCUGACAAGAGUCCAUUGGAAGGUGUCGUAGCUGAGCUAAAAUCUCAAUUAAAUGAGCGGGAUCAGGAGCUCUUACUUAAUGAUGUCGAGGUGACCGGAAUACCAGAAAGCCAAGAAGAAAGCACCCUGCACCUUGUAAAGGUUCUCUCCAAUAAACUGGGCGUCGCUAUUGAUGAGAAAGACAUCGUACAUGUCGAGCGCAUCGGUUCUACUCGACGUAACCGGGAGGAACCUUCUGAAGGAACUUUCAAUCCCGCUGCGCAGCGCCCACGGAGUUUAGUCGUUCGCUUUGCGCGCCGCGCGACUCGCGAUGCAUUACUGCGAGAGGCACGUGUGCGCCGCGGCUUUAAUACGAGCGAGCUUGGCUUUGGCGGUCCGUCGAGACCGGCGCACCGAGUCUACAUAAAUGAGCGCUUAACUCGUACGAACCGUCACAUAUUUUACAAGGCCCGUCAAGCCGGUAGUACUCACAACUGGCGGUACGUGUGGACCAAAGGGGGCAGGGUGUUCGCUCGUAAGGAGGAUGGCCGUAAAGUUGAACGUAUCACUUGUGAAGAUGACAUAAGUCGAAUUUUUGGAUAGCACUCAGUUGGUCCUGCCGAUAUCUAAAGGACAGUAUAUGUGAUUGUUUAAUUUUAUCAUUAUUUGCAUUUUAUCUUAUGGCUUUGUGUAGACAUCUAGAUCAAACUGCUAAUAUUACUAGUUUUUCAA
Messenger RNA from Manduca sexta (tobacco hornworm), 1615 nucleotides. RefSeq lists its product as uncharacterized. The transcript has a single exon. The record is from RefSeq and is a predicted model, not a curated record. NCBI's taxonomy places the organism in Eukaryota, Metazoa, Arthropoda, Insecta, Lepidoptera, Sphingidae. Bases 431 to 1486 code for a protein of 351 amino acids.